Numida meleagris (helmeted guineafowl) is the source of this 3251-nucleotide messenger RNA. It is a transcript of the gene OPCML, whose product is annotated as opioid binding protein/cell adhesion molecule like. Gene Ontology annotation, cellular component: neuron projection. The record is from RefSeq and is a predicted model, not a curated record. The transcript is spliced from 9 exons. Bases 876 to 1889 code for a protein of 337 amino acids. Lineage: Eukaryota; Metazoa; Chordata; Aves; Galliformes; Numididae.
GCUUGCAUCCAUCCCGCACUGUUUGUUGCCUCCGUUCAUCUGAUCACCGGCAGAGAUGGGUUUUUAGACACCCUGUUUCUCGCAGAUUACGUUCCUCCUGCGGCAGCUCUGCUUUCCCAUGUUCCUUAGCUCGAUCUGCCUCAGGCUGCAGCCCGCUCCUGCAAAAUGACUCCAGCACCGGUUCGCUCUGUUUCUGCUGCUGGCCGCUCCUCGCUGAGGCCAAACCCUCACGAGCUGCGCAGCACUGCCCCGAAAGCACAGCCCUGGUUGUAUUCAGUGCCCGAGAGCUGCACGGUGCUGAGCAGGCUGAGAAGGCUGCGGGUCCUUUCCCUCUUCAGCUGGGCUGCUGCAAAGCACUGUUGAGGUUGGGCAAUUGGUCUUGCACGUGCGUUGUCUGCUUGGUUAAUUACCCACCGCUGAUAGCACGCGUAGGGUGCGCGGGGAUGGCGGCUGUGCAGCCACAGCUCCGGAGCACGCUGAGCUAACGCAGAGCACCUGCGGACCUGGGGCUCCGCGCACGUGCGCUGGAUUGGCCCCGCUCGGCUAUUGGUCAGCCCGCAGGUGUUAAUUAAUGCUCGGUUCUUAAAUGAGCGGGGCUGGGCCAGGUGGGGGGUUUCCUGAGCUGUGUGGUAGGAGGAGGUGGGCGCCCGAAAUCCUGCCCCUGAGAUGGACGGGGGUUCGAAUGAAGUGUAUGCGAGGGGAAAAGCUGCUUCUAAAGCAACGGGAAGGGCGGUCCUGCGCAGAGCUCGCUAACUCAGUCUCCCUCCCACUGCAAACAUUGGAUUUAAACCUGCUCAGCAUUCAACGCAGACGAAAGCGGCGGCGACAGCAGCAAGCAGCAAGCAAAUCAGCCGCGAGCCGACUGCAGCUCCAAGAUGUACCAUCCUGCCUGCUGGAUCGUCUUCACUGCCACCACUGCCCUGCUCUUCAUCCCAGGAGUGCCCGUGCGCAGCGGAGAUGCCACCUUCCCCAAAGCUAUGGACAACGUGACUGUGCGGCAAGGGGAGAGUGCCACGCUCAGGUGUACCGUGGAUGACAGGGUGACGCGGGUAGCGUGGUUGAACCGCAGCACCAUCCUGUACGCUGGCAAUGACAAGUGGUCUAUAGACAACCGCGUGGUCAUCCUCUCCAACACCAAAACCCAGUACAGCAUCAAGAUCCACAACGUGGAUGUGUACGAUGAGGGGCCCUACACGUGCUCCGUGCAGACAGACAAUCACCCCAAGACAUCGCGCGUGCACCUCAUCGUGCAAGUCCCCCCUCAGAUUGUCAACAUCUCGUCAGACAUCACCGUGAACGAAGGCAGCAGUGUGACCCUCAUGUGCUUGGCCUUCGGGAGGCCAGAGCCCACCGUCACGUGGCGGCAUCUCUCUGGGAAAGGGCAAGGCUUCGUGAGCGAGGAUGAAUAUUUGGAGAUCACGGGCAUCACACGGGAGCAGUCGGGCGAGUACGAGUGCAGUGCUGUCAAUGACGUGGCCGUCCCCGAUGUCCGGAAGGUCAAAGUCACUGUCAACUACCCGCCGUACAUCUCCAAUGCCAAGAACACAGGCGCCUCGGUGGGCCAGAAGGGCAUCCUGCAGUGCGAGGCCUCGGCCGUCCCCGUGGCAGAGUUUCAGUGGUUCAAGGAGGACACCAGGUUAGCGAACGGGCUGGAGGGCGUGCGGAUCGAAAGCAAGGGCCGCCUCUCGACGCUGACCUUCUUCAACGUCUCGGAGAAGGACUAUGGCAACUACACGUGCGUGGCCACAAACAAGUUGGGCAACACCAAUGCCAGCAUCAUCCUGUACGGGCCCGGAGCGGUGCACGACAGCGGCAACGCAGCCUCCCGGGCGGCCGCUGGCCUCUGCCUCUGGGCCACCCUCCUCGCUCGCCUCCUCCUCGACUUUUGAUAAGGGAGUGGAGGGUCCCGGGACGGCCGCCCGGGGACUCCUCUCCGUCGGACGGGCACAACGCCGGAGGACGGGGAGCGGCGCCAAAGGGCCGAGGACGGCCGCGUCUCCCAACCUGCCGGGAUCAUUCUCGCCGCCAGUUACGCUGUACAGACCCCACCACGUGCCACCAGACUGUCACCCGCCACCGUCGCCUGCCCGUGGAAGGGCAGUGCUGCACCGAGCCUUGUCUGCCGCCUUGUCCCUCCUUGCAUCGAGCCGGCUGCGGGCGAUGUGCCCCGGGGAUGGGGUCCAGCGUGGAUGGGGCUCCCUGCUGACACCUGGCAGGCGUCUUGGUGACACCGUGUUGGACACAGGUGUGGCGGGGUGGGGGCCACCCGGAGCAGUCGCUGGGGACGUCCAUCUCGUCGUCACAUUGAGACACCUAUGCCCAAACAGACCCCGAAGUUGAAGCCCUGUGUCUGCCUUGCACCGUCUCGGUCCUGAAUGUGAUCUCUCACCACCAAAGCUCCUCCCGGAUCAUCUCCUUGCUUCUCCAUCCCCUGCUGCUUCCCUUCUGCACCACGGCCCCGCUGCCCUGUGCCCAAGGACGUGUCCCUGCCUGGAUUUGUUAGGAAGCUCCAGUGGACCACAGGCACGUGAGAUGCUCACUGAAUUUCCAGCCCCUUGCUCAAUUUGACAGCUAAAGCACUGCAGCACCGGCACUGGGAGGAGGCACUAACCAACACAGGCAAGCACCAGGCAGCAAGCACAGCCCCAGCUGCAGCUCUGACAUUCCUGCUGCCACCCCUGUGCACCAAGAGGGGAUGGGACCACAGAGUUCCAUCUUUUGGGAGCUUCAGAUCUCCCCAAGGGCUCUUCCCACACUUUUCAGGCAAAUUCCUCUGCCUGCCCGAGCACUGGUGUUUGACCAUUUGGAAACAGCUCAGGCUCCAUUGGAAAAAUAAUGGCCGUCAAUUUGCUGCACCUACACAACAAGGACAAGGAUGCCCUGGUGCCUCCGGCUUGCUGCUUGCUGUGAGAGGCUCCGCUGACACCAGAACAUAUGCAAUCAGAACCUUCUCUUUGCUUUCUCCAGCUGUCCUGCAGUGAUCAACCCCAAUGGGGCCGCGUUGGCUCCCUGCCCACGGCGCACAGUGCUGCAGCGCCCCUUGCAUGGGGGGUGACCUCGAUCCUUCCUUCUGCUCUGGGGCAAGGAUGGGAAGCUUUGGGUUUGUGCUCCAGGGAUAGAACCUCCUACCCAGCUCCAGAGAAGUCCCGCAUGGCACUGGACAAAACGCCAGCAACACAGGGACAAAACAUGAUGGCAGCACACCAAGGAAGCACACAAUGUUCCCCCUACCAUGACCCUGCAUCCCUGGG